UUUUAAAGCCAUGCUGGAUAACUAAGUCAUAGAGUGUAAAAAAUAUUUUUUCCUUCCAUGAAAAUCAAACAGUGGAAGAAACAGUGUACAUAAGAUUAAUGUAAAUUAAGGUAAAUGGAUUAAAAAAUGCUACUUUUUGGGCUGAUAAAAACUCCAGACCAGCCCUAAGAUUGAAGGAUGAAUGUCCCUGAAGACUCCAAGAGUUUGCGGCAGAGGGAUGGCUGGGAGUUGGCCAAAUCUCAGUCUUAAAGAAGGCGACGAGGCCAAACGGGAUCUGCGCGACUGCUAUUCUCUUGCUGGCACACAGGGUAGACAAUAAAAUGUCUCUGUAAAACUCGAGUGCAAAUCCUACUUCGGUCCUGCAAAGGAGGCUCGUACUCGCUAGGGGGAGGGACGACUGGGCGUGAGAAGAGACCGGGACACGGCGCCCGGCAGCGGAGAGGUCGAGUGAAAACCGGGCUGAGCCGUGGGCUUCCUUACCCUUCCGCAGGGUUAUGCCCGUGCGUGGGAGGAGCCGCCGCCAUCUCUCUGGACCGCGGCCAAAGUGCCGCAAAAUCCAGCAGGAAGAUGCUUUAGCAGGGACUGCAGGACGCUAAUCGGAUUUUCUGCUCGCGUUCCUGGGGCGCCUCCCGGGCCUGGAAAACCGCCGGGGGCGGGGCCAGGGCCGGGGGCGGGGCAGCGAGCCCCGGCAACCCACCCCUUCGAGCACGGGGUGGGACCCUCGAGGCUUUCCGUCCAAUCGCGUUCCCCGACGUGCACGGGGCGGGACCCUCGCGGCUUUCCGUCCUAGUUGGGCUCCUGGGCUGCGCAGGGCUGGCAGGCCACCGUUGCGGAGGACCCGGAGAGGGGCGGAGGUGAAGCGCAAUUCUUCCUACAGUCACCAGCCUUGUUCAAGUCCCCGUGGUUUCACAUCAGAAUUGUUGGAGCUUCUGGCAGUCCUGAACACUUCAUCUUGGUUUACUGUUUUUCUACUGUGAUUAUAUCAUGGAAAAUCAACUGGCAAAGUCAGUUGAAGAACGGACAUUUCAGUACCAGGAUUCUCUCCCGUCAUUGCCUGUUCCUUCACUUGAGGAAUCAUUGAAAAAAUACCUUGAAUCAGUAAAGCCGUUUGCGAAUGAAGACGAAUAUAAGAAAACUGAAGAAAUAGUUCGAAAGUUUCAAAAUGGAGUUGGUGAGAAAUUGCAUCAGAAAUUACUUGAAAGGGCUAAAGGAAAAAGAAACUGGCUGGAAGAGUGGUGGCUCAAUGUCGCCUACCUGGAUGUGCGUAUGCCAUCCCAGCUGAACGUGAACUUUGUGGGCCCUUCUCCUCAUUUUGAACACUACUGGCCUGCGAAGGAAGGCACACAGUUAGAAAGAGGAAGUAUAAUUCUUUGGCAUAACUUGAACUACUGGCAGCUGCUAAGAAGAGAAAAAUUGCCUGCACAUAAAUCUGGGAAUACUCCUCUAGACAUGAACCAAUUCCGGAUGUUGUUUUCCACCUGCAAGGUUCCGGGAAUUGCUAGAGAUUCGAUUAUGAAUUAUUUUAGGACUGAGAGUGAAGGGCAUUGUCCAUCCCACAUUGCUGUGCUGUGUCGUGGCCGAGCUUUUGUCUUUGAUGUAUUGCAUGAAGGCACUUUGAUCACCCCACCAGAGCUUCUCAGACAACUGACGUAUAUCUACCAGAAAUGCUGUAGUGAACCUGUUGGGCCCAGUGUAGCAGCACUAACUAGUGAGGAGCGAACGCGAUGGGCAAAGGCUAGAGAAUAUCUGAUUGGUCUUGACUCAGAAAACUUGACUUUAUUAGAAAAAAUUCAAGCCAGUUUAUUCGUGUAUUCCAUGGAAGACACUAGUCCACAUGUAACCCCAGAAGACUUUUCUCAGGUCUUGGAAAUGCUUCUUGCUGGAGACCCAGGAGUACGCUGGGGUGACAAGUCCUAUAACUUGGUUUCCUUCGCUAAUGGAGUGUUUGGCUGUUGUUGCGAUCAUGCUCCUUUUGAUGCAAUGGUUAUGGUGAAUAUUGCCCAUUAUGUUGAUGAGAGGAUCUUGGAGAAUGAAGGAAGAUGGAAGGGAUCAGAAAAAGUCCGGGAUAUACCACUUCCGGAGGAGUUGGUUUUCACUGUGGAUGAGAAAAUACUAAAUGACAUCUACCAAGCCAAAGCCCAACACCUCAAAGCGGCAUCUGAUCUGCAGGUCACAGGAUACACUUUCACGGCUUUCGGCAAAAGGCUCACCAAGAAGGAGGCGCUGCACCCUGACACCUUCAUUCAGCUUGCGCUUCAGCUCGCCUAUUACAGGCUCCACGGACGCCCUGGUUGCUGCUAUGAAACAGCUAUGACAAGAUACUUCUACCACGGCCGGACAGAGACUGUGCGCUCGUGUACAGCCGAGGCAGUCAGCUGGUGCCAGUCCAUGCAGGAUCCCUCUACCAGUCUUCUUGAACGGCAGCAAAAGAUGUUACAAGCUUUUGCGAAGCACAAUAAGAUGAUGAAAGAUUGUUCAAAUGGAAAAGGGUUUGACCGUCACCUACUAGGUCUCUUGCUCAUAGCAAAAGAGGAAGGUCUCCCUAUCCCAGAGCUGUUUGAGGAUCCACUUUUCUCCAGAAGUGGAGGAGGCGGAAAUUUCGUUCUCUCAACAAGUCUGAUUGGUUACAUGCGAAUCCAGGGAGUUGUGGUUCCCAUGGUACACAAUGGAUACGGGUUUUUCUACCAUAUCAGAGACGACAGGUUUGUGGUGGCGUGUUCGGCCUGGAGGUCAUGUCCGGAGACUGAUUCGGAAAAGCUAGUUCAGAUGACUUUUCAUGCUUUCCAUGACAUGAUACAGCUGAUGAAUACCUCUCAUCUUUAGAAACUCAGAGACACACACAGAUCAACUCGGUACAGAGAGUAGCUGGAAUGGGAGGAAUGUUGACUUGAAGGAGAUUUGUUAACUGUGGUGAUAGUAGGUUGUACUCUCUAGAUUUAUUCUACCUUAGAAUGUAGAAACAUCUUCAAGCUUCCUGUGUUGCAGCAGCAAUGCACAGUCAGACAUAGUGACUAUAGGACUAUGCAAUGUUUAACAGGAGCCUCAACAAUGCAGACCCUACUCUGAUUUUAAAAUAUCUUUGUUGACACAUGUAUAGAUGGCAGUUGUCCCCUGUGAACAUAAUUGUAGACUACUUUCCAAGCACUUUAAUAUUUUCUAAUUGCCAGAGGUUAUAUGAAGCACAUGGUUAGUUGCUAAUGUCCACGAAGUCAGUGCCUUCUAUACCCAGCACAGGGAUACAAGCCAAUUAGGGUUCAUGAGAAAACCACUACAUUUCAAUAGUGAUCUAAAAUAGCUCCUUUGAAUAGACAAAAGUUUCAAGUAUAAUAGAAAUAUUUACAUUAACACAAGAAAAAAUCCUAGCAAAACCUAUAUGAUAUAUUGUAAUUCAUUUUAUGAAUACAGAAUGAAGGCACUUCCAUUUAAACCCAGUUGUUAGAGCUAGUGACUUUGAAAGGGUUAAAUGUUGAAUAUUCUCAGGACUUUACAGUUGUUUCCCAUUGCUGUUCAGUUGUGUGGUUUAUAAUUCUCAAAGAAUAAAGUAUCCAGAAUCCUAUAGCUUUUCAGCUUAUGUUUGAGAAGAGUGAUUCCUGUUCUCCUUCUUGGCAUUUUCUGAUAUCAGUUAAAUAUUGUAUAAUAAACCAUUUAAAAAUUUA
This is a messenger RNA of Microtus ochrogaster (prairie vole), 3656 nucleotides long. It is a transcript of the gene Crot, whose product is annotated as carnitine O-octanoyltransferase. NCBI's taxonomy places the organism in Eukaryota, Metazoa, Chordata, Mammalia, Rodentia, Cricetidae. Gene Ontology annotation, cellular component: peroxisome. The record is from RefSeq and is a predicted model, not a curated record. Gene Ontology annotation, molecular function: carnitine O-octanoyltransferase activity.